Molecule: messenger RNA, 1052 nt
Organism: Pundamilia nyererei
Lineage: Eukaryota; Metazoa; Chordata; Actinopteri; Cichliformes; Cichlidae
Product: GTPase IMAP family member 4-like
Exons: 3
Molecular function (GO): GTP binding
Source: RefSeq, a predicted model, not a curated record
GUGCAGCCCAGUCAGAAGUGAAACGAAAAUAAGUGUCAUAUCUGAGUCAGACAACAAAGACAACAACAACAGAAAAGGGACGUGCUGAUAUUAACCUGAAUUCUUGUGACACUACAUUAACUUCCUUUUUGAUCAUGGAAGAUCCCCUGAGGAUUGUCCUGCUGGGAAAAUCUGGAAGUGGGAAAAGCAGCUUGGCCAACACCAUAUUUGGAGAGACGGAAGAGGUGUUUGAGAUAGAUCAUACUGCAACCUCUGGAACAAGUCAGUGUACGAAAGCUACCAGAGUGGUGAAUAGAACAUCUGUUACUAUAAUUGACACUCCUGGUUUCUUUGACAAUCGCACGUCUGAAGAGGGUUUGAGAAAUGAGAUUGCAAGGUGUGUCGUAGAGUGUUCUCCUGGACCUCAAGCUUUUCUUAUUUUACUGAAAGUGGAGAGAUUCACAGAUCAUGAGUACGAGGUUAUUACCAAAAUCAUAGAGUCUUUUUCUGAAGAAGCUUUCAGAUAUGCUGUGCUUGUCUUCACUCGUGGUGAUGAUCUUCCUGAAGGAACGCAGAUAGAAGAGUUUUGCAGGGGCAACAACCGUCUACGUGAGUUGUUAGAGAGAUGUGGUGGGCGCUGCCACGUCUUUGAUAACAAACACUGGAACAACAACCCACAGCAUGAAUACAGAAACAACCAGCUGCAGAGGGAAAAGCUGCUCAACACAAUAAAAGAGAUGGUGAGGAACAAUGACGGAGGUUGUUACACAAAUGAGAUGCUACAAGAAGUGGAGAAGGCAAUACAACAAGAGCAAGAGAGCAUUAGAUCAUCAUCAGGAGUCAUGUCAUGGGAAGAAAUCAGAGAGGAGGCAAAGAACAGAGUCUACAAUGCUCUCAAGAUGGCUGCUGGUGUUACCACAGGGAUGCUGUUGGGAGCACUGCUUGGCCUUGCUGCUACUGCAGGAGCAAUAGGUGGGGGUUGUGUAGGAUAUCGUGAAGCUGAUAAAGCAGAUUCAAUAAUGGAGGCAGUUAUGAACACAACUGAGGCUCUUGGUGAACUAGCUGUAGAAGCA